AUGGAAAGGGUUACGAAGGAGAACGAUCCACAAAAACGAGAUGAUGGCUCAUCAUUUUCUUCUCUAUCUGAAGAUCUGAUCAUAGAGAUUCUUCUGAAGUUGCCGACUAAAUCCAUACCAAAGCUCGUCGUCGUCUCUAAGCUCUUGUCUUCUAUCAUCCGCAGCAAACAUUUCAUCGACCUCUACCUGAAACAACAAUCUUUAACUCGUCCAUGUUUUCUCCUCUCGUUCCACCGUGACAGCGUCCGUUUCUUCCACUCAAUUCCUCUGCAGUCUUUGGAGGCAGCAUCACCGUCUUCUUCUUACACUGGUACAACAUCAAGCUUUCCUCUGAGUCUUAAUACGCGGCUAUAUCCACUAAGUUACAACGUUUCUCCACCGGUACGCGGCUUGAUCUGCUUUCAAGAUUUGGAUAAGGUGGUGGUUUCGAAUCUUGGCACGGGCCAGUUCUUGGUUUUACCAAAACUCAACACUAGGAGAAGACGAAUAACAAGAUUUUUGGGAUACGAUCCGGUUAAAGAUGAAUACAAAGUCUUGUGCAUGACGGUAUUGAAACUUUCUGGACCGGUUGUGAGCGAAGAGCAUCAAGUUUUCACUUUAGGUGGAGGAGCUCAGAAGAAGGAGAAAGAAGAAGCUACAUGGAGGAUAAUCGAAUGUAAGGUUCCGCAUUGUCCUGCAACCAACGGGAUAUGUAUGACGAAGAAUGGUGUUAUUUACUACGGAGCUUGGUCAACCCGUGACAGAGCUACACGAGGAUCCCUAAUUGUGUGCUUUGAUGUGAGAUCGGAAGAUUUUACUCUUGUUAAACUACCCAACGGUGUCGAGAUUGAUGGUGGUGAUACUGAUCAGUCUGAAUUGGUCAACUACCAGGGGAAGAUAGCUUUAUUGAAUAACUCAUGGGUUCAGAACAUAUACUAUGGUAGAUUUGAUAUGUGGGUUUUGGAAGAUAUUGGCGUGAAACCAGAAUGGUCAAAGAUCUCUAUCGUGGUUCCUUCUUGGAAAGAUUUAGUUGGAAAAAGAAUAUUAGAUUGUAGAGGUGCCAUUCUUAGUUCCGGCGAAUUCAUUUUCUCACCAGUCUAUUCGGAUAGCCCCUUCAGUAUUAUCAGUUACGAUCGCGAGAAAGAUUUUGGCAGAAAAGUUGUGAUUGAAGGACUUGGAGAUAACUUGUGUUCUGUAAGCCUCUUCUUGGAUCAUGUGGAGUGUCCUAUACUUCUCUAA
Camelina sativa (false flax) is the source of this 1218-nucleotide messenger RNA. Its product is annotated as F-box/kelch-repeat protein At3g04660-like. Gene Ontology annotation, molecular function: protein binding. The record is from RefSeq and is a predicted model, not a curated record. Lineage: Eukaryota; Viridiplantae; Streptophyta; Magnoliopsida; Brassicales; Brassicaceae.